CAGCAGCAUGAACCUGAAGAAGUACUUCAUUCGGGCGCUGCACCGCCUGCAGAAGGGCCCUGGUUACACCUACAAGGAGCUGCUGGUCUGGUACUGCGACAACACCAACACCCACGGCCCAAAGCGCAUCAUCAAAGAGGGGCCAAAGAAGAAAUUAAUCUGGUUCUUCCUAACGCUGCUCUUUGCGUCUCUGGUCUUCUGGCAGUGGGGCAUCCUCAUUAACACCUACCUCUCCUAUAACGUCACGUCAUCUCUCUCUAUUGGCUUUAAGACCAUGAAGUUCCCAGCAGUCACGGUCUGCAAUGCCAACCCUUUCAAAUACUCAGAGGUGAAGCAUCUGCUGAAAGAACUGGACAGGCUCAUUGAAGUGGCGCUGGAGAGGAUCCUGCAGCCCGCGCCGGGGAACAGCAGCGAGAACGCUUCCCCGCCGCUCGACCUGGAGCUCUGGCACCAGAUACCGCUGGUCCUCAUCGACGAGCACGACAAAGACAACCCCGUCAUCGUGGACAUCUUCGAGAGAAAUCAGACUGCUCUGGGCAACCAGACUGCUGGGGGCAACCAAACUGCUGCGGGCAACCAAACGGCUGCUCCACCUGCCCAAGCCAACACGACAUCAGAAGAAAAGAAGUACAAGCUGGCAGUGAAGCUGUGCAGCCAUCAGGGCUCCGACAACUGCACCUACAGGAACUUCACCAGCGCGGCACAGGCGGUGACCGAGUGGUACAUCCUGCAGUCCACGAGCAUCCUCUCCAAAGUCCCGCUGCAAGAGAGAAUCAGGAUGGGCUACCAGGCAGAAGACAUGAUCCUGGCGUGUCUCUAUGGGGCCGAACCCUGCAACUACAAGAAUUUCACCCAAAUCUAUCACCCAGACCACGGUAACUGCUACAUCUUUAACUGGGGCAUGGACGAAGAGGCUUUGAAUUCUUCCAACCCUGGAGCCGAGUUUGGGCUGAAGCUAAUUCUGGACAUCAGCCAGCAAGACUAUAUCCCCUACCUGUCAUCUGCUGCCGGGGCCAGGCUCAUGCUGCAUCAGCAGAAGAGCUUCCCCUUCCUUAAGGAUCAGGGCAUCUAUGCAAUGGCUGGGACGGAAACCUCCAUCGGCGUGUUAGUGGAUGAACUGGAACGGAUGGGCUAUCCCUACAGUGACUGCACCAUGAACGGGUCUGAUGUCCCCGUAAAAAAUCUCUAUAGCCAAUACAACACUUCCUAUUCCAUACAGGCUUGCCUGCGCUCUUGUUUCCAAAAUCACAUGAUUGAAAUCUGUGGAUGUGGUCACUAUAUGUUUCCUUUACCUGAAGGGGUGAAUUAUUGCAAUAACGAAGAUAACCCAGGUUGGGCAUAUUGCUAUUCAUCACUGAGAUCAAGUAUAAGACACAGACAGAUUUGUAUUGACUCUUGUAAGGAAACAUGCAACGACACGCAGUAUAAGAUGACCAUCUCCAUGGCAGACUGGCCGUCUGAAGCUUCGGAGGACUGGAUUUUCCAUAUUCUGUCUUAUGAAAGGGAUAUGUCAACAAAUGUGACUCUGGACAGAAACGGGAUCAUCAAGCUGAACAUUUACUUCCAGGAGUACAACUACCGCACCAUCUCGGAGUCUGCCGCCACGACGAUCGUUUGGCUGCUGUCGAGCCUGGGAGGCCAGUUUGGGUUCUGGAUGGGGGGCUCGGUGCUGUGCCUCAUUGAGUUCGGGGAAAUCAUCAUCGACGCGCUGUGGAUCACCGUUAUCAACAUGAUCAGCUGGUGCAAAGGCCUGAAGCAGAAGCGGGUGCAGGCGCGGUACCCGGAUGCACCCCCGACAGUGUCGGAGCUGGUGGAGGCUCACACCAACCUGGGCUUCCAGCACGAGGACACGGAUGCCCUGCCCAGGGACGAGGUGCUGCCCCCCGAGCCCGGCACCCCCCCGCCCAACUAUGACUCGCUGCGCGUCCAGCCCCUCGACGUCCUCGGUCCAGACAGUGACGCAGAAACCGAGUGAGCAGCGCACCCUG
Messenger RNA from Aptenodytes forsteri (emperor penguin), 1988 nucleotides. It is a transcript of the gene SCNN1B, whose product is annotated as sodium channel epithelial 1 beta subunit. NCBI's taxonomy places the organism in Eukaryota, Metazoa, Chordata, Aves, Sphenisciformes, Spheniscidae. Gene Ontology annotation, molecular function: ligand-gated sodium channel activity. The record is from RefSeq and is a predicted model, not a curated record. The coding region runs from base 8 to 1975 and encodes 655 amino acids. Gene Ontology annotation, cellular component: membrane. Gene Ontology annotation, biological process: sodium ion transmembrane transport. The transcript has 12 exons.